Molecule: messenger RNA, 705 nt
Organism: Penaeus vannamei (Pacific white shrimp)
Lineage: Eukaryota; Metazoa; Arthropoda; Malacostraca; Decapoda; Penaeidae
Source: RefSeq, a predicted model, not a curated record
AAGACCCAUUACCAACAAAGAGUUCUAUUAAAUUCAAAGCUUUAAAGGGGGAACUGUGAAAUAUUAAAACCCGAAGUGUCUGCCAAACUCUGCAAUGGCGCCCAGAAGAUACACCACUGUGACUUUGUUCUGCCUUGCUUUUGCUGUCUUGUGCCUCUACGCCAACUUCCAGCUGACGAAUAACAGAAUGGAACUCCCGCCGCCGGUGAGGGAAUUCCUGCAGGACCAGAACCUCCUGCAGGGCGACACUCUACAGGGCUUCAUGCCGACCCAGCGCGGAGGAGUGGAGAGCCUCCAGGCGCUCCUCGAGGGCGUGAACCACGACGGCGGCGCUGACGAAGAACAGGUCGAAAAGGAACUGAAGGAACUGGACCUCGAAGGCGAAGAGAUGCCGCCGCUGCCCUUGGAGGAGGACCUCGCGGAAGCCGAUGCCGAAGGAGCUGGCGUAGAGCCGACGGCCAGGAACGUCACGGCCCGCGACGCUCGGCUGCUCAUCGUCAGCGCCGUUCCGCCGUUCCGGGCGCGCGUCACGUCGUCCCUCGUCAAAAGCAUGGCGAUCGCAACGGCUUCCGAGUGCUGAUGCCCCUCCUCAAGAUGCAGCCGAAGAUGGGUACGUACCAGCGAGAUGCCCUCACCAAGUACAUCACGAACGCGGCAGAACAAGAACCGGUGGCCUUCGUUAGGGACAUGUACUUCUUCGAUGUG